Molecule: messenger RNA, 2191 nt
Organism: Schistocerca piceifrons (Central American locust)
Lineage: Eukaryota; Metazoa; Arthropoda; Insecta; Orthoptera; Acrididae
Gene: alka
Product: glycine receptor subunit alpha-3
Exons: 11
Coding region: 263-1624 (453 amino acids)
Biological process (GO): chloride transmembrane transport; nervous system process; regulation of membrane potential
Cellular component (GO): neuron projection; membrane; synapse
Molecular function (GO): chloride channel activity; neurotransmitter receptor activity; transmembrane signaling receptor activity
Source: RefSeq, a predicted model, not a curated record
AUGCGCUAGUCCUUGCGUGUGGUGACUCUGGUCCUGUGUGUGUGUGUGUGUGUGUGUGUAUUGUGCGCGUCCACCCUUCUAAGUGGGCAGCUGUACACUUUAUAGCGACUAUACCUUCGAAAUGUGUCCAGCUGCCAACGAUAAUUCACCUCCACUUCAGGCAGAUCACAACCUGUGAGGAAAUACGCGGUGAGGAGUGGUCCGCUGGCCGGUGUGCGCUGGCUGGUGGCUGCGGCAGGAUGCAGAUGCGGGCCGCGCCGCUAUGACCGCCUCCUGCACGGCGCUCGCCAUUCUGCUGUUCGCGCUGCUCGCCAUGUGUGUGAGGUGCACGGGUGGUGUGAAGAACUACACUAUCAAGCCGAGGGUCGUCCUGCCAGAGGACUACGUCAAAGAGAUCCGUCCGCCUUCUCGCAAAGGCCAACCUGUCAGUGUGGAAUUCAGCAUUUACGUAGUCGAUAUCAACUCCAUAAACGUCGAAGACAUGGAUUUUCGAGUGGACAUGUUCGUCCGCCAGAAGUGGAUGGAGUCGAGGCUGGAUAUGCCGAACGCGCUGUUCGAGGAGGGGGACGACUACGUGACGCUGCCGCCCGAGUUCGUGGACAACCUGUGGCAGCCCGACCCCUACAUCCUCAACGCCAAGGUGUCUGAGAUCGCGAAGCUGACGCACGAGUUCUCGUCGGUGACGCUGUUCCGCAACAAGACGGUGCGCUACGCGGCGCGCAUGCACGCCAUCAUCGCCUGCCAGAUGGAGUUCCAGCUCUACCCCAUGGACAUCCAGGUCUGCCCCAUGUACAUCGAGAGUUUCUCGUACAACAUGCAGAAGCUGCGACUACGGUGGGCGGACGCGGACCCCAUCAUGCUCAACCCCGAGCUGAAGCUGCUGCAGUACAACGUGGGCCAGCCGCUGCAGAUCGAGGAGACUGACGGAUACGUGCCCGAGAGGGAAGCGAACUUCUCGCGGCUGGUGCUGUACUUCCGGUUCGAGCGGCAGAUCGGGCACCACCUGAUCCAGACGUUCGCGCCCAGCUCGCUGGUGGUGAUGCUGUCGUGGUUCAGCUUCUGGAUCGGCCUGGACGCCAUCCCGGGCCGCGUCACGCUGCUCGUCACCUCCAUGCUGACGCUCGUCACCAUGUUCACCGGCCUCAAGUCCGACAUCCCGCCCGUCGCCUACGUCAAGGCGCUGGACCUCUGGAUGGCCGGCUGCAUGGUGUUUGUUUUCGCGGCCCUGGGCGAGUUUGUCGUGGUGAAGGUGUUGGAGGUCCGCUACCAGCGAGAGAAGUCGCACCGCGGCGUCAACCUGCCACGCCUGCUGCCCAUGCGCAUCCAGGCGAUGGAGAAAUCGCCGUGCAUGUCCGCUUGGGACGUGGAGUCGGGCUCGGGCGGCCAACAGUCCGGGCAGCAGGCACAGACGUCUUCCGCUGCUGCGAGCCGGCGCAGCUCAGUCGGGUCCGUGCUGCGCAUGCGCGGCCGACCACUGCUGCAGACGUCUUGGCGGGACCACACCACGGGCCGGGAGAAGGUACUGUGGAGAGAGAUUGAUAGGCAUUCACGUACAAUAUUUCCAGCAUUCUUCCUGCUGUUUGUUGUUUUCUACUGGCCCAUAUUGCUGCUGAAGAAGUCUUAACACUCAGUGAUGACAAGAUUCUUUCACUAUUUCAGAGUUUAUUGAAAAAGUCAAAUGGAGGAAAGGCUUGUAGCCCUUUCUGCACAGACAUGAAUGUCUAAAGAGCACACUGCAAUGUGUCACUGGCUGUGAUACUGAAAGAUGUUUUAUCAGAGUGAUAAGCCAGAUUAUGAGGAUUAAAAUAAUGUGAUAAGUAGUGAAUAUUGUGCCUUUAAUCAAUGUAAAUAAUUAUAGCUCUAAAUUACUGAUCUUUCAAGCCUAUGUUCAAAUUAUGGUUGUUCUACAGUGGUGUGAAUAAAGAAAUCUCUUUGGUUACUGUUCAGAAAAUGUUUGAGAUGAGAAUAUAGCUGAAAAGUGUUGCACUCUAUAUAAAAUCAAAGUGUUCCUGUGAUAUGCAUUUUUAAAGAUUGUGAGUGAGAUUUGUCUUGCAGUCUCUUCUAGUAUAUAGAUAAGAAGCAAAAGACUAUGAAAACAUGUAAUAUUAUAACAUAAAACAUGUAAUAUGAUAGCAUCAUUACAAUAACCACCACUUUGGAACUCAAAUUUUCUGAGAGCUGGUGGCAUGUU